AUGGCUAAGGCCUAUGAUCGUGUGCAAUGGUCUUCCUCAUCAAGGUCCUUAGACAAAUGGGAUUCCCGAAGGCCAUGGAUUAUGCUUAUUGAGAGGUGCAUUGGCACUUGUUGGUUCUCGGUUCUUAUUAAUGGACCUCCGGCAGGCUUCUUCAAAUCCACCCGUGGACUCAGACAAAGAGAUCCCAUCUCCCCGGCCCUGUUUGUGAUUGCUGUAGAUUAUCUCUCGAGAGCCCUGGACAAACUAAUCCUCGGGAACAAAGAGAUGACUUACAAAGCCACACGAGGAAGUAUGGAGAUCAGCCACCUCGCCUAUGCCGACGACAUCAUCAUAUUCACGCAAACGGCCCCAACCUCUCUUCGAAGACUCAGAACGUGCCUGGACCAUUAUGCAGAGGUGUCAGGCCAACAAAUCAAUUUGGCCAAAAGCAAUUUUUAUAUUGCUGAUGUGCACGAAGGAUGGGCAAAUUCAAUCCAAAACGAGGGUGGCUUCUCACGAGGUACAUUUCCAUUCUUAUACUUAGGAGUUCCAAUUUACCGAGGGGUGAAGCGCACAGAUAUGUUCAUAUUCCUCCGGGAAAAGAUUGCGGCUAGAAUUUCAGGCUAUCAAACCGACGUGCGGCGCCCUCAAGCAAUUGGACCAACAAAUGGCCCGUUUCUUCUGGGGCUCGACAAGCGAGAAGAAAAUAACACACACGGCGGCCGAAGGGGGCCUAGGUAUCCGUAA
Messenger RNA from Salvia splendens (bonfire salvia), 726 nucleotides. RefSeq lists its product as uncharacterized. The transcript has a single exon. The record is from RefSeq and is a predicted model, not a curated record. NCBI's taxonomy places the organism in Eukaryota, Viridiplantae, Streptophyta, Magnoliopsida, Lamiales, Lamiaceae. Bases 1 to 726 code for a protein of 241 amino acids.